AUGAGGAGAAGUCUGCGGGCGACAGCGGCCCGCUGCGGACUGGGACUGGGAUACGUGCUGCCCAUGCUGGUGCUGCCUGCCCUGGCACUGCUCAGCGCCAGCGGCACGGGCUCGGCCGCCCAAGACGAUGACUUUUUUCAUGAACUGCCAGAAACUUUUCCAUCUGACCCCCCGGAACCUUUGCCACACUUCCUGAUCGAGCCUGAAGAAGCUUAUAUUGUGAAGAACAAGCCUGUGAACCUGUAUUGUAAAGCCAGCCCCGCCACCCAGAUCUACUUCAAGUGCAAUAGUGAGUGGGUUCAUCAGAAGGACCACAUAGUAGAUGAGAGAGUAGAUGAAACUUCUGGUCUCAUUGUCCGGGAAGUGAGCAUUGAGAUUUCGCGCCAACAAGUGGAAGAACUCUUUGGGCCUGAUGAUUAUUGGUGCCAGUGUGUGGCCUGGAGCUCAGCGGGCACCACCAAGAGCCGGAAGGCCUACGUGCGCAUCGCAUAUCUACGCAAGACAUUUGAGCAGGAGCCCCUGGGGAAGGAAGUAUCCUUGGAACAGGAAGUUUUGCUCCAGUGUCGACCACCUGAAGGGAUACCAGUGGCAGAGGUGGAAUGGUUGAAAAAUGAAGACAUCAUUGACCCAGUUGAAGACCGGAAUUUUUAUAUUACUAUUGAUCACAACCUCAUCAUCAAGCAGGCCCGCCUCUCAGACACUGCAAACUAUACAUGUGUCGCCAAAAACAUCGUUGCCAAGAGGAAAAGCACAACAGCCACUGUCAUCGUCUAUGUAAAUGGUGGCUGGUCCACCUGGACAGAGUGGUCUGUGUGUAACAGCCGCUGUGGACGGGGGUAUCAGAAACGCACGAGGACCUGCACCAACCCAGCACCCCUCAACGGUGGUGCCUUCUGCGAAGGGCAGAGUGUGCAGAAAAUAGCCUGUACCACGUUGUGCCCAGUGGAUGGCAGGUGGACCUCCUGGAGCAAGUGGUCUACCUGUGGGACGGAGUGCACACACUGGCGCAGGAGGGAGUGCACAGCGCCAGCCCCCAAGAAUGGAGGCAAGGACUGCGAUGGGCUGGUCUUGCAAUCCAAGAACUGCACUGAUGGGCUUUGCAUGCAGAGUUUCAUUUAUCCUAUUUCAACUGAACAGAGAACGCAGAAUGAAUAUGGAUUUUCUUCUGCUCCCGAUUCAGAUGACAUUGCUCUGUAUGUUGGCAUCGUGAUAGCAGUGAUUGUUUGCCUGGCCAUUUCUGUGGUUGUGGCCCUCUUUGUGUAUCGGAAGAAUCACCGUGAUUUUGAAUCUGACAUUAUUGACUCUUCGGCACUCAAUGGAGGCUUUCAGCCUGUGAACAUCAAGGCAGCAAGACAAGAUCUCCUGGCAGUACCUCCAGACCUCACAUCAGCUGCAGCCAUGUAUAGGGGGCCUGUCUAUGCCUUACACGAUGUCUCGGACAAAAUCCCCAUGACCAACUCUCCAAUUCUGGAUCCACUGCCCAACCUGAAAAUCAAAGUGUACAACACCUCAGGUGCUGUCACCCCCCAGGAUGACCUCUCUGAGUUUGCAUCAAAACUGUCCCCUCAGAUGACCCAGUCCUUGUUAGAGAAUGAGGCCCUGAACCUGAAGAGUCAGAGCCUGGCAAAGCAGACUGAUCCAUCCUGUACUGCGUUUGGCACCUUCAACUCCCUCGGAGGCCACCUUAUUGUUCCCAACUCAGGAGUAAGCUUACUGAUUCCUGCUGGGGCCAUUCCCCAAGGGAGAGUCUACGAAAUGUAUGUGACUGUACACAGGAAAGAAACUAUGAGACCACCCAUGGAAGAUACUCAGACACUCCUGACCCCUGUGGUGAGCUGUGGGCCUCCAGGAGCCCUGCUGACCCGCCCAGUCAUCCUCACCAUGCAUCACUGCGCAGACCCCAACACCGAAGACUGGAAGAUACAGCUCAAGAACCAGUCAGCACAGGGACAGUGGGAGGAUGUGGUGGUGGUGGGAGAGGAAAACUUCACCACCCCCUGCUACAUUCAGCUGGAUGCAGAAGCCUGCCACCUCCUCACAGAGAACCUCAGCACCUACACCCUGGUCGGCCAGUCCAUCACCAAAGGGGCCGCCAAGCGCCUGAAGCUGGCCAUCUUCGGGCCCCUCUGUUGCUCCUCUCUAGAGUACAGCGUCCGGGUCUACUGUCUGGAUGACACCCAAGAUGCCCUGAAGGAAGUUUUGCAGCUUGAGAGACAGAUGGGAGGACAGCUCCUAGAAGAACCGAAGGCUCUUCAUUUCAAAGGCAGCACCCACAACCUGCGCCUGUCCAUCCACGAUAUCGCCCAUUCCCUCUGGAAGAGCAAAUUGCUGGCUAAGUAUCAGGAAAUUCCUUUUUACCACAUCUGGAGUGGUUCUCAAAGAAACCUCCACUGCACAUUCACUCUGGAAAGAUUCAGCCUGAACACGGUGGAGCUGGUUUGCAAAUUGUGUGUGCGACAGGUGGAAGGAGAAGGUCAGAUCUUCCAGCUCAACUGCACCGUCUCAGAGGAACCCACCGGCAUGGACUUGCCUCUGCUGGAUCCAGCGAGCACCAUCACCACCAUGACAGGCCCCAGUGCUUUCAGCAUCCCUCCCCCGAUCCGGCAGAAGCUCUGCAGCAGCCUGGAUGCCCCCCAGACAAGAGGGCACGACUGGAGGAUGCUGGCGCAUAAGCUCAGCCUGGACAGGUACUUGAAUUACUUUGCCACCAAGUCGAGUCCAACUGGAGUAAUCCUGGAUCUUUGGGAAGCACAGAACUUCCCGGAUGGAAACCUGAGCAUGCUGGCAGCUGUCCUGGAAGAAAUGGGAAGACAUGAAACCGUUGUGUCUUUAGCAGCAGAAGGACAGUACUGA
Molecule: messenger RNA, 2853 nt
Organism: Pipistrellus nathusii (Nathusius's pipistrelle)
Lineage: Eukaryota; Metazoa; Chordata; Mammalia; Chiroptera; Vespertilionidae
Source: the annotation of a GenBank genome assembly